AAAAUAAUAAAAUGAAUGAUGAAGGUAAAAAAAAAAGGCUAUUAUAUAUCCAUUAUAGGAAAUCCGCUCUCAGCAAGAAAAACAGUCCCCCAAGGAGUGUCCCUUGAGUACCAGCCAUGCGAGGAUGCGGUAAAACCAGCGUCUCUUAGAACUGUUGCACUGUUUGUAGCUUUAAAGCACACGGAUUGGAACUUGGAAGUGCUCCCAAACGAGGCCGUCUUUUCCACAUCGCAUCAUGGUUUCACUUGGUGCCAAAGGAUCGAUGUGACUUAAACCUCCUCUUUAUUUUUUUUCUCUAGGUGGGAAAAGCUUUCGUAGCAAAUACUGGGGUGGAUGUGAAAUGAACUCUCUCUGGUGGCGCUUGGGAGCGAGUGCAAGUCUCAGAAACGUUCAGGAAGUCCAAGGUCUAAAAUUUCGGCCCUUCCUUUUGAAAAUUAGACUGUGUGGUAUGAGUGGAUGAGAAGAAGAGAAGAAGCUUGGAGUCAGUGAUUAGAGAAGAGUGGUGGUGUUGCUGGUUUGGGUUUCAUCCAUGGCUGCACGCUAUGGUCGACCAACUGGUUGGGCAGAGGAGGGGAAGCGUAGCACCUUCCCCACUCCAAGCAAGGGCUCUUUGCUGCGCCCCCGGCCUUCCAGCUCGGCUCCUCCGUUUCUAGGCCAGGGGUCCUUCUACCCUUCCUCGUCUGAGGAUGAGAGAGCCAUAACUCUAAGAAUCCAUAGCCAGGCUGAGAAGAGGCGCAGAGAGAGGAUUAACUCACAUCUAUCUACUCUUAGGCGUAUGAUCCCCAACUCCAACAAGAUGGACAAGGCAUCUCUUCUAGGACGAGUGAUCGAGCAUGUAAAAGAUCUGAAGAGAAAGGCAGUUGAUGCUAGCACGAUUUCGAUGAUCCCAACAGAAGCAAAUGUGGUGACCGUGGAAAGUGAUGCUGGCUAUCAGAACACAUUUUCUUUGAAUGAUGAUAACCUCUACAUAAAGGCUUCUCUUUGCUGCGACGACCGGCCAGACUUGUUUGCAGAGCUCAUUGAAGCAUUCCGUAGGCUGAGACUGAGGACGAUUAGAGUAGACUCGUCAUCUUUGGGGGGAAGAAUUCGGAAUGUCUUCCUGCUAUGUCGGAAGGAUAGCACCGGAAGUGUGUGCUUGAACUCUCUCAAGGAGUCCAUUAAAGAAGCUUUGGACAGAGUAGCCUCCGUUGACAUGGUUCCCUCCAAUGCCUUUAUAAGUAAGAGGCAGAGGCUUUUGCAACCACGAUUCCCUUCCUCCAAUAUAUCCUUAUAGGAUAUAUCCUGCAUUUCGUUUGCUUGCUUGUUUCCUUGGUCAUCAUAUUUUGUUAGAAAAGUUGCUUACUGAGAGUCAUGAGAAGCGCUUUAGGCCAAAGAUCAUGUGUAUGUGCAUAUAUAUAACUGCCUCUUUCUUAAUUUCUCUGAAUAAUUCAAAGAAGACAGUGAGCUUGAAGCGAAAGUGCCAAAUUUUCUGGAA
Molecule: messenger RNA, 1474 nt
Organism: Phoenix dactylifera (date palm)
Lineage: Eukaryota; Viridiplantae; Streptophyta; Magnoliopsida; Arecales; Arecaceae
Product: transcription factor bHLH51-like
Biological process (GO): regulation of DNA-templated transcription
Molecular function (GO): protein dimerization activity; DNA-binding transcription factor activity
Source: RefSeq, a predicted model, not a curated record